AACACUUUAAAUCUCACCAGUCGAUCAGAACACGUUUCUGUUGCUGCUGUUUGUUCAUCAGCUGUUGACGAUUAGUUUGAUCCUCGGCGCUGUCUGAUGACGUAGCAGAAUGAGGAAGCGCUGCGGUUAUGAUCCUGUGGUGAAGCGUCGGCCAGCACCGUCGCCCAUCAACCGCCAGCUGGACAACCAGGAGGUGAAGUCCCUCCACCAACGCAGCACGGCGCCAACCAGAGGCCUCGUACAGACCGACAGCCCAAACUUCCUCUGCAGCAGCCUGCCGCAGCACUGGAGGUGUAACAAGACCCUGCCGAGAGCCUUCACUGUGGUUGCCGUGGGCAACGAUGUGCCAGACGGCGUGGUGGUCACAGUAAUGGCUGGCAAUGACGAAAACAGCAGCGCCGAGCUGCGCAACGCCACGGCGACCAUGAAGCAAGGCUACGCCCACUUUAAUGACCUCCGCUUCAUCGGUCGCAGUGGGAGAGGCAAGAGUUUCACCCUCUCCAUCAACGUGCUGACCUCGCCGCCUCAGAUCGCCACCGUUCACAGAGCCAUCAAGGUCACCGUGGAUGGACAGCGGCUGCCAAGACGACAGAGGCAGAAGGAGGUGAAGUCAGUAGUGUUCAGGUCACUACACAGCAGCAGCACGACAUCAUCAGAUUGUAGAUCUUUUGCUUCCUCUCCGUGGUCCAAUGAGCCGUCGUUCCUGAGUCAGGUGACCUCCUUCACUCCAAAUCCCAGAAUGCACCACCUGCCUGCCCUCUCGUACUCCAGCCAGCCCUCACCGUAUGCCUCCUACCUUCCUCCUCCUCCGCCUCCACCUCCGCUCAGCCACGGUGGUCCCUUCCAGCCGGGCAGCUUCUACUAUGGACCGAACCAACCGCUGCAGACCGCAGGGGAGGACCGCAACGUCGUCACGGCUCUGAGCAAUUACAUCGAAGGGGCGUGUCUUUCUCUACGAGGGGAGGAGCCUGUCUGGAGGCCAUAUUGAUUAUUGAUCACUGUAUGUGCCUUUAAACCUGACUUUUUGCAGUGAUUAUGCUGUUUUUAUGUAUUGCUUUUUAUGAAAAAUGUAUUAUUUUAUUGUUUCUGAUUAUUAUUUAAUAAUUAUUAAAUAUUGGUUUAAACAAAA
This is a messenger RNA of Sebastes umbrosus (honeycomb rockfish), 1129 nucleotides long. It is a transcript of the gene runx2a, whose product is annotated as RUNX family transcription factor 2a. NCBI's taxonomy places the organism in Eukaryota, Metazoa, Chordata, Actinopteri, Perciformes, Sebastidae. Gene Ontology annotation, biological process: hemopoiesis; regulation of transcription by RNA polymerase II; regulation of cell differentiation. Gene Ontology annotation, molecular function: ATP binding; RNA polymerase II cis-regulatory region sequence-specific DNA binding; DNA-binding transcription factor activity, RNA polymerase II-specific. Gene Ontology annotation, cellular component: nucleus. The coding region runs from base 110 to 988 and encodes 292 amino acids. The record is from RefSeq and is a predicted model, not a curated record. The transcript has 6 exons.